This is a messenger RNA of Nomia melanderi (Alkali bee), 1374 nucleotides long. NCBI's taxonomy places the organism in Eukaryota, Metazoa, Arthropoda, Insecta, Hymenoptera, Halictidae. The record is from RefSeq and is a predicted model, not a curated record.
AUGGCGACGAUGGCGUGGCUACCGGCCGUCGCCCUGCUACUGACAGCAGCGGCUGCCGGCCAAGAUUUGACACCGACCGAAGGGAAUCGACCGCGACCACCGGCCGGCGACGCCGAAUCGCCCGAUCGCAUCAGGAUCCCGCGACAAUUGCUGCCGUCCGGGCUGCUGCCCGCUCGGAACGCCGCCGACAAGCUCCCGAACGCCGAGAGGCAUCCCCGGAAACGACAAUUAGUUGAUCUUGCGGCGAAUUUCCAACCGCUCCCGCUGGCCGCGCUGCCGCUGCACCGGGCCGCGUUCGGCGGGAACACCAAGACCAACGAUGUCUCGAACAUCCAGGAGCCGGUGAAACAGGCGAUCGAGUCUCGGAUAUCCUCCGCGCCGCAGAUCACGUUCAUCACGCCGCAGAUCGGAACUGCUAACAGGAGGAUCCACGGCUACGACGGUCACCAAUCGGCCAGUUUCCAUCACACACAUGGACAUCACCAUGGACAUCAGCAUUCUCAUCACCAUGGACAUCACGCGCAUCACAAGCAUCACGAGGAGCAUAAGCAUGAACACGGGCAUAAGCAUCACCAUGGACACGAGCAUAAACAUGGGCACGACCACCACGAAGAGCAUAAACAUCACGAGGAACACAAGCAACAUCACGAUCAUAGUCAUCACCAUGGACACGAGAGUCACCACGGACACAAGCACCAUUCCGAUCACAAGCAUCAUCACGGACACGAGCAUAAGCACGAGCACGGUCACAAGCAUGACCACAAACACGGACACGAUCACAAGCAUCACGGUGAACAUCAGCAUCACCACGGGCAUCAGCAUCAUUCCAAGCACGAGCAUCACGAGGAGCAUAAGCAUCAUGCCGAGCACCACCACCACCACAAGCAUCACCAUCACAACGAGCAUCACCACCAUCACGAGCAUCACCAUGUUAACGAGCAUCACCAUCACCAUUCUCACAAGGAGACCGAGAACCAUCACCAUCACCAUGGACACGAGCACAAGGAGGAUCACAAGCAUGGACAUCACCACCACGAGCAUCACAAACACCACGAGUCGCACGAGCACAAGCAUGCGCAUUCCCACGAGGAGGGUCACAAGCAUUUCGACGAGCACGACCACAAGCAUCACCACGACGGCCAUCACAAGCACCACGAGGAGCAUCAUCACGCGGCGUUCGAACAACACGGACACGAGCACUUCAAAACGGUCGGCCAUUACUUCGACGCCUCGCAGAACCACGAGGAGUACGUGUUCCCGGAGGAGAGCGAGGCGGUGGCUGUGACGCCGCCAGUCGAAGAUAUACUUAAGAUUAACAAGAAGGAACCGGAAGUCGCGGCGACCGCCGAUAAUCCAACGGCGACUCAGGCUUAG